Messenger RNA from Rhincodon typus (whale shark), 5519 nucleotides. Its product is annotated as transmembrane and coiled-coil domains protein 1-like. Bases 2604 to 3536 code for a protein of 310 amino acids. Gene Ontology annotation, cellular component: endomembrane system. The transcript has 3 exons. The record is from RefSeq and is a predicted model, not a curated record. Lineage: Eukaryota; Metazoa; Chordata; Chondrichthyes; Orectolobiformes; Rhincodontidae.
AGCCUCGGAAAAGUCACUGCAGUGCGUCUUGUAGACGGUACACAGUGCUGCCGCUGUGCGCCGGAGGAGGGAGGAAGCAUUAUUCCCCACACAAUUAACACAGCCGAAACCAAACCCCAUUAUUCCCAGACUCAGCACCGAAGUUAAAAAAAGAUUUUAUAAAGAACGCAAAACUCUCCAAUUUUCCAAUCUUUUCGACAAAACCAUUAACAGAAAGCGCAGACUAAAUCUCUGUACUGAACAAAAAUCAUGAUUUAUUACAACUGAAUAGAUUCUUGCCAGAAAGAAACAGUUGACAUGUAACUCCAUCUCUAACCACCUUAUAAACACUCUGACAUACACAGAUAGAGACAAAAAUUGGUGUUCUGGUUGGAGGGGAAGACAAGGAAGCCAGUUCAAUGGUCUCUGUCCACAGGGUUUCGCUGAGAUGAUCCUUUUGGCUUGUGGUCGUUCCUCUUCCUUCUCCAGGUACUUUUGCUUGCAGGAGGGACACGGUGGCUGAUUCACACUCUAAGUGUUUGACCUACUGACUAAGAGCCACAACUUACAGAACUGAUGGGAAGAGAUAGACUAGCUUUUUCCAGGCUUGAGAGGUGUUUCUAAUACAGACAAAAGAACAGCUCCUUCCCUUUCAACGGUCUGACAACUGCUAACCAAACAUUCAUCCCCAUAAGAUAUCCAGCUACCUGGCAGCCAAUCACAUCGCUGUUGGCAGGCAAGAGACCUUUGUCAUCAACCGGUGAUCACUAUUCCAUAGACCAAUCAGCUGCUUGUUGCCGGGAGGAAUCUCCCUUCGUACACACCCCGGGAUCAGCAUGUCUGUCGUGACCUCCCCCACUGCUCGAACGAGCAGCUGUGUAAACAGCACUUACAAUCGGGUAAUCUGCUGUUAAAAAGUGCAGCAAUUCUUUCCACAGUCCUCGGUUUUUAAACUUCAGUCCACAAUAAAAAAAAACCAAGUAGAAUAAAAAGUUACGGCUUUUGCAGAAACUGGUUAAAGAUUUGGAAAUUUACGGGAAGUAGGCGAGGCCUGCGUAUUCUCUUGGCUGUACAGCAGGUGGAAAAACAAAGCUCAACUCUAGAAUGCAAAGCUAGUCUCAGUGUUGGUGACCAUGAAACUAGCUGCAAUUAGGUAAAAUCCCAUCUGGUUCACUCAUGGCCUGGGUUGGGGGAGGGGGAGGCAAAUCUGCCAGUCUUACCUGGUAUGGGCUUACGUGUGACUCCAGACCCUACAGCGAAGGGCCCGACUCUUAAUUGCCUUCUGAAGUGGCUUCAGAGAGACGCUCAGUUCAAAGGGCGAGUAGGGAUGGGCAACACAUCCCGUGAGACAACAAAGCUUUUCUUUUCGAAUCAUGGAAUCCCUAUAGUAUGGAAGCAGGCUGUUUGGCUGGCGCAACAGGUCCACACCAACUCUCCGAAGAGCAACCCACCCAGACUUGCUCUCCUAUUCCCUAUAACUCUACAUUUCCCAUGGCCAAUCCACCCAGCCUGCAUAUCCCUGGACAAUAUGGGGUAAUUUAGCAUGGCUAAUCCACCCUUACCUGCACUCUUUUCGUCUGGGGGAGGAAUCCGGAGCACCUACAGCAGACACUGGGAAAAUGUGCAAACUCCACCCAGACAGUCAUCAGAGGCUGGAAUUGAACUUGGGCCCCUGGCACUGUGAGGGAGCAGUGCUAACCAUCAAGCCACCAAACAGGAGGCUAUUUAGCCCAAAUUUUAAAAAAAAAGUGCUGGAGAAACUGAGCAGGUCUGGCUGUAUCUGUGGAAAGUGAAACUGCAUCAGUGUUUUGAGUCCAAUAUGAUCUGUCUUUGGAACUGCUCAGGAAUCUUCAGUUCUGAAAGACUUGAAAUGUUUCGCCCUCCACGGAUGCUGCAGAGUUUCUCCAGCAGUUUCUGUAUUUCCUUCAGAUUUCCAGCAUUUUGCUUUUAUUUGAGGCCAUUCAGCCCUUAAGCUUGUGCUGCAUGAUGCCAUUUAAAGACUGGCUGUAUUGCAACUUUUAAUUUGAGGGCCAGAAUUUCAGACUUCUGCAGUUUUCCAUAGGAAUGUUCUUCCUGAAACCACUGCUGAAACGCAGUCAGCCUUCCUCCCACCAAUGCGACAUCUCAAUAGAGGCUGGGAGCCUGCUUUGAAGAGGCCUUGAUUAAACCAAUGAGAGUGUGGAUUGCUGUGUUGGUCUUGAGCUGGAAUUAAUGGAGGGGAGUUUUUCUCUCUCUCUCUCUCUCGGAUCUUUGCCUUUCAGGCUGACGCAUCAGAGGUCACCAGCGUGGUACCGUCGCCCAGCCCACUGGCCUUCAGUUUGUUGGAGAACCCCAAGCAGGAUUCCCAUGAGGAGGCAGAGGUCAUACUGGAGGAGCUGAAAACUGAGCAUGGCCUCCUCCAGCAGAGGAUUCUGAAGCUCACCGAGCAGAUCCGGGUGCAGCAGACCCACCGCAACGCCAACAUCUCCGAGUACCUGCGGCUCAUCGCUCGCGCCGACAGUGCCCAGGCCUUCCGUUUCAAGCAGGCCUUCGAGAAGAAGAACCACUACCUCUCCUCGGUCAUCCUGCAGCUCCAGAGGAAGCUGGAGCACUACGUCAGGAAACAGCAGCAGCUGGAGCGGGAGAUGGGCCUCCUGCGGGAGAGGAACCCCUCCCUGUUUGCGAUCCAGGGGGCAAGGGACGAAUAUCUGCCAGAGGAGAACCAAGCAGAAUCCCCGUUCCACAGUGAAGGCAGUACAUCCAAGACAACCCUCCUACCGCGGACAUUGUCGGAGAUGCAAGGUGCCUCCAAGGAGACCCCACUGGACACAUUUAGCCCUCCCUACCAAAAUCUCCACACCUCACAGCAACUCACAAUGCCUGACGAAGACUACUCCAUCACUACCAGCUACUCCGAGGAGCUGCAAGACCUGGCAGUGCUGAACUAUGACAUUAAAGCAAACGGGAUCAAUUCCUUCGAUAGGCAAAAUAUUGGCUACCUGUCCAUACUGGAGGAGUUGACCGACAUCAAAGAAACGCAACUGAAUUUGGAGCUGAACUUUAAGAACAUAGCAGAGCAGUACAAUCAGCAUUACUCGGUUUUUAAAGAGUCCUUAGAAGAGGAGAGAUACAGGUCAACCCAACUUCAGGCCGAACUGAAUGACCUGAUGGACCUUCACCAGAAUGAAGUGCUGAACUUGAAGAGUGAGUUGGCCAGCCUAGAGGAGAAGAUCGCCUACCAGUCGUAUGAGAGCAGCAGAGACAUCUGGGAGGUGCUGGAGAACUUCCAGAGCAAAAUGGCUCGGCUGGAGCAACAGCAGCAAGCGGCUCAGGGGGAGAUUCUGGACCACGUCAACACCAGAGAGCUGCUGGGAAAGACCAUGAACCUGUUGCUCAUCAUCUUUGCUGUCGUUCUGAUGCUGAUGUCCACCAUAUCGGCCCUGGUCGCGCCCUUCAUCAAGACCCGGGCGAGAACUAUCAGCACUGCCUUAGUAAUUGUGCUGCUGUUCUUCGUGUGGCACAACUGGGAACUGCUCACUGCCUUCAUUGCCAGGCGGGUGAUCUUCCGUUGGCGUUAAGAGCUGCGGGCUGGAGCAAUGGGUCACACAAACCCCCUUUCUCCCCCAGGUUCACAGCAGCUCCACAAAGGUGUGGAGAGCUGGUGAGCUGUGCAGUACAGCGUUGGAGCAAUAAACUGCCUUCCUCCCCAUCCCGUCCCCCUCCCCAGGCCUCUCAAACAACCGUCCAAAGGAGGAUAGUAGCACCUGCUCAGAAAGAGCCAAAUUAAACACCCAGUUUCUUGCUCCCAUAUGUUACGACGCAUCAAGUCUAUAUCCACAUACAUCUUAGGGUUACUGCUCCGAUCACCCUCUCGGGCAGCUCCCUCCACCAGCUUCCAUGCGAAAAGGUUUCUUCUCGAGUCUGCCCCUUCAUCCCCCUUCCCAACCUCAUCUUUUUACCAAUCAUAUUUAAAUCUUUAUCCCCUGUUUGUUGACCUUUUCUCAAAUGGAAAUAGCUCCCUCCUGGCAUGGUGCCUCAAUUUUUUAAGCCCUCGAUUAGACCUCCUGUCCACCUCCCCUCCCCCCCCCCCACCCUUUAUCAUUAAAAUUUUCCAUUCCCGGCAAACCCUCCUUCUGCAUCCUCUCUUGUGCCAUCACAUCCUUCUUGUGAUACAGUGACCAGAACAGUAUGUCGUACUCUAGCUGCACCCCGACUGGUGUUUUCAGCAAACACCUUGCUGCCCUUACACACUCUGAUUAGGCCAAGAUGUAUGAGGCUUCCAAUUUUCUUCAGAACUAUCUGAUCCGAUCUGCCCGGUCUUGGAACCUUCAAGGAUCUGUGGACAUGUGUUCCAAGGUCCCCUGCUCUGUUACGAUUCUCACAAUCCUUAAGUUUAUUGUACAAUUUCCUUGUCCUGUUUAUUUCUCCCCAAAUGCAUUACUCUAUUGCCACUCUUCUGCCCCCUCCCUAACCAGUCCAUCGCUAUCUUCCUGCAGUUUGUAACUCUCUUCCACAUGGCCAAUUAUCGCAUUCAUUCCAAAUGUUAGAAUCAUGCUUACGCUGAAGGCUCUAGUCGCCGAUACACUGCCAGGAACCUGGUUUUAAAGCCUUGUGGAAACAGGAUCCACCCCAGUUACCUUUUACCUUUUGCCUCUCACUACUUAUCCUGUCUUAGAAUCAAACUGCCUGAGGAUUAUGCAGGUUUUUGUCUUCCAAAGCAGUCUACUAUUUGGUUUAAUGUCAAAAUGCUUGCUAAGAUCCAUACGGAACAUGUCUAAAUUGGAGCACCUGCAUCGUCUUCCUGGUGAACUCCUCAAAAUCAAGUCGGUCAGAAAAGACCCUCCCUUUAACAAACCAACACCUACUGCCCUUGAUUAAUUUGUGCCUUUUUAAAUGACCAUUGAGGCCAUUCAUUCCUUGGUGCUAUUUUUCCCCAAUAAUUAGCAAGCCAAAGUUAGAUUGACUGGUCUGUAAUGACCUGGUCUAUAUCCCUUCCUCAAACAAAAGGCGCCACAUUAGCAGGCUCCUGCAGUUCAGCACAAUACCCGUAACCCCAGAACACUACAAAAUGAUGGUCAGAACCUCUGCUAUUUCUCCCUCACAUGCUCGUCUUUGACAGACUGAUAUAGAGUGGUGAUCCAUCCACUUUCAAAAGACACUACACCCCUUAACCUUUUGCCAGCGCUCUGCAGUUCCUGCCCAACAUAGCACACUCUUUCACCUGAACCACAAUGUCUUCACCAGUUGUGUACGGCCCUCCCAUGUGAGCUAGAGUAUUCACAGACCGCAACUAGAGCUUGUCAAGGUCCAGGCAGCAGAGCCUGGAAGCUAGGAACAGGCACAGCACAAAGAGCCUUCCCCUUGAGGAGGGGGCUGUACACAAGUCGAUGCAACAGAGUCCAGCCUAAUGUUUUAGCACUGCAUUCGUCAAACCUUUUGCAGCCCUACCUGACUAGAGUGCCCAGCAGGUGAAGCUACCGCUGGAUUGUCAUCAGAAAGGGCACCGAUUGCACACGUUGCAAGAAUGGGCUGCGCAAAGGAAAAUAAAUAACUUAAAACAA